GGGGCUUUUGGACCUCUGUGAUUCCGGAAGUUCCGGGGCGUUCCGGGGCGUUCUGGGGCGUUCUGGGGCCUUUGGAGCGAGGGAUAAGCAGUAAUGGCGGAGGCUGCAGCUCCCGGAACAACAGCCACAACAUCAGGAGCAGGAGCAGCAGCGGCGGAGGCGGCGGAGACGGCGGCAGCAGUCUCCCCGACUCCGAUCCCCACAGUCACCGCCCCGUCCCCGAGGGCGGGCGGAGGGGUGGGCGGCAGCGACGGCAGCGACGGUAGUGGCGGCAGGGGCGACAGUGGCGCGUAUGACGGCAGCGGUGCGUGUGGCGGUAGCGACGCGUGCGAUGGCAGCGGCGACAGCAGCGGCGACAGCUGGACUAAACAGGUCACUUGUAGAUAUUUUAAGUAUGGGAUUUGUAAGGAAGGAGAUAACUGUCGCUACUCGCAUGACCUCUCUGACCGUCUGUGUGGUGUAGUGUGCAAGUAUUUUCAGCGAGGGUGCUGUGUUUAUGGAGACCGCUGCAGAUGUGAACAUAGCAAGCCAUUGAAACAGGAAGAAGCAACUGCUACAGAGCUAACUACAAAGUCAUCCCUUGCUGCUUCCUCAAGUCUCUCAUCAAUAGUUGGACCACUUGUUGAAAUGAAUACAAACGAAGCUGAGUCAAGAAAUUCAAACUUUGCAACUGUAGUAGCAGGUUCAGAGGACUGGGCGAAUGCCAUUGAGUUUGUUCCUGGGCAACCCUACUGUGGCCGUACUGUGCCUUCCUGCACUGAAGCACCCCUGCAGGGCUCAGUGACCAAGGAAGAAUCAGAGGAAGAGCAAACCGCCGUGGAAACAAAGAAGCAGCUGUGCCCCUAUGCUGCAGUGGGACAGUGCCGAUAUGGGGAGAACUGUGUGUAUCUCCACGGAGAUUUAUGUGACAUGUGUGGGGUGCAGGUCCUGCAUCCGAUGGAUGCUGCCCAGAGAUCACAGCAUAUACAAGCGUGCAUUGAAGCCCAUGAGAAAGACAUGGAGUUCUCAUUUGCUGUGCAGCGCAGCAAGGACAAGGUGUGUGGGAUCUGCAUGGAGGUGGUCUAUGAGAAAGCCAACCCCAACGAGCACCGCUUCGGGAUCCUCUCCAACUGCAACCACACCUUCUGUCUCAAGUGCAUUCGCAAGUGGAGGAGUGCUAAGGAAUUUGAGAACAGGAUCGUCAAGUCCUGCCCACAAUGCCGAAUCACAUCUAACUUUGUCAUUCCAAGUGAGUACUGGGUGGAGGAGAAAGAAGAGAAGCAGAAACUCAUUCAGAAAUACAAGGAGGCAAUGAGCGACAAGGCAUGCAACUAUUUUGAUGAAGGACGUGGGAGCUGCCCAUUUGGAGAGAAUUGUUUUUACAAGCAUAUGUACCCUGAUGGCCGUAGAGAGGAGCCACAGAGACAGCAAGUGGGAACAUCAAGCAGAAACCCAGGCCAACAAAGGAACCACUUCUGGGAAUUCUUUGAGGAAGGAGCGAACAGCAACCCCUUUGACGAUGAAGAAGAGGCUGUCACCUUUGAGCUGGCUUAAUGUAAGCAGUUAAAAGUAGCCAUGCCGCCCAUCGUCUGGAAUGUGAGGAGCGCCUCUGCCUGGCCGCCCAGUCUGGGAUGUGAGGAGCACCUAUGCCCGGCCACCCCGUCUGGGAAGUGAGGAGCGCCUCUGCCUGGCCGCCACCCCGUCUGGGAGGUGAGGAGCGUCUCUGCCUGGCCGCCCUGUCUGGGAAGUGAGGAGCACCUCUACCUGGCCGCCCCGUCUGGGAAGUGAGGAGCGCCUCUGCCUGGCCACCCCGUCUGGGAAGCGAGGAGCGCCUCUGCCUGGCCGCCCCAUCUGGGAAGUGAGGAGCGCCUCUGCCCGGCCGCCACCCCGUCUGGGAAGUGAAGAGCGUCUCUGCCCGGCUGCCCAUCGUCUGGGAGGUGAGGAGCGCCUCUGCCCGGCCGCCCCGUCUGGGAGGUGAGGAGUGCCUCUGCCCGGCCGCCCCGUCUGGGAGGCGAGGAGCGCCUCUUCCCAGCCGCCCUGUCUGGGAGGCGAGGAGCGCCUCUUCCCAGCCGCCCCGUCUGGGAGGCGAGGAGCGCCUCUGCCCGGCCGCCCCAUCUGGGAGGCGAGGAGCGCCUCUUCCUGGCCGCCCUGUCUGGGAGGUGAGGAGCGCCUCUGCCCGGCCGCCCCGUCUGAGAGGUGAGGAGCGCGUCUGCCCGGCCACCCUGUCUGGGAAGUGGGCGCCUCUCCCACCUGCCCUGUCUGGGAGGUGAGGGGCGUCUCUGCCCGGCCGCCCCGUCUGGGAGGUGAGGAGCGCCUCUGCCCGGCGGCCCCAUCUGGGAGGUGGGGAAUGCCUCUGCCCGGCGGCCCCGUCUGGGAGGUGGGGAGUGCCUCUGCCCGGCCGCCCAUCAUCUGGGAUGUGAGGUGCGCCUCUGCCCGGCCGCCACCCUGUCUGGGAGGUGAGGAGCGCCUCUGCCCAGCCACCACCCCAUCUGGGAAGUGAGGUGCGCCUCUGCCCGGCCGCCACCCCGUCUGGGAGGUGAGGAGUGCCUCUGCCCGGCCGCCACCCCAUCUGGGAAGUGAGGUGCGCCUCUGCCCGGCCGCCCCGUCUGGGAAGUGAGGAGCGCCUAUGCCCGGCCGCCCCGUCUGGGAAGUGUACCCAACAGCUCCAAAGAGACAGCGACCAUCAAGAACGGGCCAUGAUGACGAUGGCGGUUUUGUCGAAAAGAAACGGGGGAAAUGUGGGGAAAAGAAAGAGAGAUCAGAUUGUUACUGUGUCUGUGUAGAAAGAAGUUGACCUAGGAGACACCAUUUUGUUCUGUACUAAGAAAAAUUCUUCUGCCUUGUGAUGCUGUUAAUCUAUAAUCUUACCCCUAACCCCGUGCUCUCUGAAACAUGUGCUGUGUCAACUCAGGGUUAAAUGGAUUAAGGGCGGUGCAAGAUGUGCUUUGUUAAACAGAUGCUAGAAGGCAGCAUGCUCGUUAAGAGUCAUCAGCACUCCCUAAUCUCAAGUACCCAGGGACACAAACACUGCUGAAGGCUGCAGGGACCUCUGCCUAGGAAAACCAGAGACCUUUGUUCACAUGUUUAUCUGCUGACCUUCUCUCCACUAUUAUCCUAUGACCCUGCCACAUCCCCCUCUCUGAGAAACACCCAAGAAUGAUCAAUAAAUACUAAAAAAAUAAAAAUAAAAAUAAAUAAAUAAAUAAAAAUAAAAAAAAUAAAGUAGCCAUGCAGCAGGCUAAAUGCUUUGCUGCUUCAGUAUUUCUUCUGCCAGAUACCCUACAUCAUUACUCUCCAGCUCAGCCUUCCACAAAGCCCUUGGGGAUAGACACAGUUCAGCCAACUUUUUUGUUCAUUUAUAACAAGAACAGCCUUUACUCCAGGUUUCAAUACCUUGUUUUUCAGUUCCAUCUGAAACCUCAUCAGAAUGGCCUUUACUGACCAUAUCUUUAUCAAUAUUCUGGUCACGACCACUUAACCAAUCCUAAGGAGUUCCCAACUUUCCCUAGUCUUCUUGUUUUCUAAGCCCUCACCAGAAUUGCCCUUAAUGCUCUGUUCACGGAAAUACAGGCUUUUUCUAGCUUGCUCCUCCAAACUUUUCCAGCCUCUCCCCAUUAUCAGUUCCAAAGAUGCUUCCCCAUUUUUAGGUAUUUGUUAUUAGCAACAACUCCACUUUUGGUACCAAUUUUCUUAGUCCCUUUUUUCUGUUGCUUAUAACAGAAUGCCUGAAACCAGGUAAGUUAUUUUUAAAAGGAAUUUAUUUCUUACAGUUAUGGAGGUGGAGAAGUUCAGGGUCAAGGGGCUGUAUCUGGUAAGGGGCUGUAUCUGGUGAGGGCCUUCUUGCUGGUGGGGACUCUCUGCAGAGUCCUGAGGCAAUGCAGGGCAUUACAUGGUGAAGCAGCUGAGCAUGCCAGCUCAGGUCUCUCCUCCUCUUUUUAUAAAGCCAUCAGUCCUACUCUCAUAACUCAUAAAUCCACUAACUCAUUAAUUUAUUAAUCCAGGGCAGAGCCCUCCUGAUCCAAUCACCUCCUAAAGGUCCCACCUCUCGAUAUUGCCACAUUGGGAAUUAGGUAUCAAGAUGAGUUUCAGAGGAGACAAACAUUUAAACCAUAGUAGCAUGCUAUGCUGGCAUCAGCCAGAAGUGGACGUCUAUUAUACCACAGCCAUAUUCUGAAGUGGCCCUGAAAAUGGUGAUGAAGGAAAAUCCUCCCAGAAGGCAGAACUUCCAGUGAUUCAUUUGGUUGUUCAUUUUGUUGGGACUGAGAACAGCCAGAUGACUGGAUCCACACUGCCUCAUAAGCAAUGGCUAAUGGGUUAUCCAAUUGGUCAGGGACUUGGAAAGAGCAAGACUGGAAAACUGGUGGUAAGGAGGUAUUGGGGCAGGUAUAUGGAUGGACCUCUGGGACUAAGCCCAAAAUAUGAAAAUAUCCAUGUCCAUAUAAAUGCUGAGUAGAGGGCAUCUACUGCAGAGGAGGCUGUCAAUAAUUAGGUGGACUAGAGAAUCCAUCCUUGGAUGUCAGUCAGACUCUUCCCCCACUUAUCCUGGUGUUUCCUCGAUGAUCUUAUAAACUCAGUGUCAGAGCAUCCACAAUAUAGGCUUCCGUUACAAAGCUCACUGCUAGAUGCCUGACUGGCCAACAGCAGAGGCCAACUCUGAGUCUUUGAUAUGGCACCACUCCCAGAGGGGAUCAGACACAUGAAACAGACAUGAAUGGAACUUGAAGUCUGGAGUCAGCCUGGUCCAGCUGCACCCAGCCUAAAUCAGCUGAAUCACAACCAACCCACACACUUGUGGCCAAGAAAUAAAAUGUUUGCUCUAUUAAGCCAAUGAGGUUAUGGUUCUGUUUGUUAUGCAGCAGGAACCUAAUAUUUUUUAUUAAUCCUAAUUGAAUUAUCCUAAUUUGAUUGUACCAUCUGUUUUCUUUUGAGAUCCUGACUAAAUCACUGCCUAUUUGCAGAUGUCUUA
This is a messenger RNA of Pan troglodytes (chimpanzee), 4945 nucleotides long. Its product is annotated as putative E3 ubiquitin-protein ligase makorin-4. The transcript has 2 exons. NCBI's taxonomy places the organism in Eukaryota, Metazoa, Chordata, Mammalia, Primates, Hominidae. Gene Ontology annotation, molecular function: metal ion binding; ubiquitin protein ligase activity. Gene Ontology annotation, biological process: protein polyubiquitination. The record is from RefSeq and is a predicted model, not a curated record. Bases 94 to 1533 code for a protein of 479 amino acids.